CUCCAGACUUGCUGCUGGACCUCAUCUGUGUGCUGGGAGGUUAGAGAUACUUCAUGAUCAGACGUGGAUGUCAGUGUGUGACGCUGCCUUUGACCAGCAGGAUGCAGAGGUUGUGUGUAGAGAGCUGGACUGUGGGGCUCCUGUACAGGUGCUGGGAGCAGCUGCUUUUGACAAAGGAGAUGCUCAGAUGUGGACACAAGAGAUUCAGUGUGGAGGAAAUGAGUCUCAUAUUUCAUUCUGUUCAGUGUCAACAUACAAUCACAGCUGCACCACUGACAAUAACGUGGGCAUGAUAUGUUCUGGUUACACAACAGCCAAACUGAUGAACGGUUCAGACUCUUGUUCUGGAAGAGUGGAGCUUCAGUUCCUCAAUGAGUGGGGCACAGUGUGUGAUGCAUGCUGGGAUAUGAGAGCUGCCAGUGUCCUCUGUAGACAGCUGAAUUGUGGGAUUGCUGUGUCUGUUGUGGGAUCAGACUGGUUCCUCUCUGGCUCUUCAUGA
Molecule: messenger RNA, 499 nt
Organism: Carassius auratus (goldfish)
Lineage: Eukaryota; Metazoa; Chordata; Actinopteri; Cypriniformes; Cyprinidae
Product: scavenger receptor cysteine-rich type 1 protein M130-like
Exons: 3
Coding region: 68-499 (143 amino acids)
Cellular component (GO): membrane
Source: RefSeq, a predicted model, not a curated record